Messenger RNA from Arvicanthis niloticus (Nile rat), 1090 nucleotides. Lineage: Eukaryota; Metazoa; Chordata; Mammalia; Rodentia; Muridae. The record is from RefSeq and is a predicted model, not a curated record.
GAUAAAGGCUUAUUGUCUCGCGCGAGCGUGCCUAGCAGACGGAUUUCGGGCAGCUGUGGCCGGGAAGAGGAGUUGCAUGUGUCGCUUCAGCUGGCGGGAGCGGAGGCGGCGGGGGCUGUGCGACCGGCUGGGUUUGUGAGAUGGCUACUGACAUUUCUGAAUCCAGCGGUGCGGAUUGCAAAGGUGAUACGAAGAACAGUGCCAAGUUAGAUGCGGACUACCCUCUUCGAGUCCUCUAUUGUGGAGUCUGUUCAUUACCAACAGAGUACUGUGAAUAUAUGCCUGAUGUUGCCAAGUGUAGACAAUGGCUAGAGAAGAACUUUCCAGAUGAGUUUGCAAAGCUUACUGUAGAAAAUUCACCCAAACAAGAAACUGGAAUUAGUGAAGGCCAAGGACCAGUAGGGGAAGAGGAGGAGAAGAAAAAACAAAAAAGAGGUGGAAGAGGUCAAAUAAAACAGAAGAAGAAGACAGUACCGCAGAAGGUCACGAUAGCCAAAAUUCCCAGAGCAAAGAAGAAAUACGUGACGAGAGUAUGUGGCCUUGCAACUUUUGAAAUUGAUCUCAAAGAAGCACAAAGAUUUUUUGCUCAGAAAUUCUCCUGCGGUGCCUCAGUAACAGGGGAGGAUGAGAUCAUCAUUCAGGGAGACUUCACAGAUGACAUCAUUGAUGUCAUUCAGGAAAAGUGGCCAGAGGUAGAUGAUGACAGCAUUGAAGACCUUGGAGAAGUGAAGAAGUGAUUCUGAAGUCAUGUUUCUGACUGUGACCUGAGAGUUGACACGGCCAAACAGAGGAGAGGCCUUUCAGAAAUAUAUACAUAUGUAUAUAUGUGUGUGUAUAUAUCCUACAGUAAAGCUGUAGACUCCUCGUCCUCGGCGUCCUCACUGUUCUGUACACGGCUGCUUGGUUGGUUGCUUGGUCUUUUUUUUUUUUUUUUUUUUUUAAUUGCCAAAGUCGGGGGGGGGGGAGAGAGAGAGAGAGAGAGAGAGAGAGAGAGAGAGAGAGAGAGAGAGAGAGAGAGACUGAGACUCAGACUGUCAUGCUUAUGCAUGAAUCUGAAUUUAGUCAAAUAAAACAUUUUGGUCAUUUGGUA